Molecule: messenger RNA, 1893 nt
Organism: Pseudonaja textilis
Lineage: Eukaryota; Metazoa; Chordata; Lepidosauria; Squamata; Elapidae
Source: RefSeq, a predicted model, not a curated record
GAGCUGAGGGCAGCUUUGCUUCACAUGCAUUCAAAGCUCAGAAGGCGGCUGUUUUCUUAAGGGCAAAGGGUCCGCGAUAGGAGCUGACCGAUACGACCGUUCUUCUCGCUCUCUGAACAGAUGUGCCUGUCAGAGGCGCCAGCCUAGCUUCCUCGCUGCCCAUUUCGCGCACCCUCUUUCAAAGCGUUUAAGUUGGAGACAUUGGGAGCCGCGGAAGAAAUCCAUUUACCCGAUCAACAGAAAAACAUUCAACAGCAUGAAGCCAGUUAUUGUUGUUCAUGGUGGAGCUGGUCGCAUCUUUAAAGAGCGGGAAGAUGGAAGUCGUUCUGGUGUCAUCAGAGCAGCGUUGAAAGGUUACAGUAUCCUUAAACAAGGGGGAACUGCAUUAGAUGCAGUUGAAGAGGCCGUAAUAUUAAUGGAAGAUGAUCCACAUUUUAAUGCAGGUUGUGGCUCUGUGCUAAAUGAGAAGGGCGAAGUAGAAAUGGAUGCUAUUAUCAUGGAUGGGAAAAAUCUAGCCUCAGGAGCAGUAUCAGCCAUGAAAUGUAUUUCUAACCCAAUAAAGCUUGCUCGUCUUGUAAUGGAAAAGACGGACCACAUGUUGCUGACUGACCAAGGGGCCUCUGCCUUUGCUAGGGCUAUGGGAAUUCCUGAGGUUCCUGGAGAAAAAUUAAUCACCGAAAGGUCUUUGGAGAGGUGGAAGAAAAACCUUGAGGCUGACUGGAACCCUCAAGAAUGUCAAAAAGACCUUGGAACAGUUGGAGCCGUUGCUAUCGACAGUGCAGGAAAUGUAGCUUGUGCAACAUCUACAGGAGGACUUACUAACAAACGGCUUGGCCGCGUUGGUGAUACAGCAUGCAUAGGAAGUGGUGGGUAUGCAGAUAAUAGUGUUGGUGCCACCUCCACCACUGGCCAUGGAGAGAGCAUUAUGAAAGUGAUCCUGGCAAGACUUACUCUUUACCAUAUGGAGCAAGGGAAACCACCAGGAGAGGCUGCUGAUGCUGCUCUAGCUUGUAUGAAAACCAGAGUUGGAGGCUUAGGUGGCAUCAUUGUUAUUAGCAGUUCAGGGGAGUGGGCUGCUAAGUUCUCUACCAAUCAGAUGUCAUGGGCUGUUGUGAAGGAUGACCAGCUACAGUCUGGCAUUUAUACUGGGGAGAGGAAUACACAGUCCGUUGAAGAAGCUAUUGCCUCCAUUGGAUCGUAGAAAUGAGGAAGGACGUUGAAGUUUUGCCACAGGAGGAAGAUCAUGGAACUGAAUCCGUAUCCCUCUCAGAAUGAGGCAGGCAAUUUUUCCAGAGUCACUGCCUUGUGAGCAGAGUACCCUAUCAGUUUUAUUCUAGAUUGUGUAUGUUUAAUUCCUAUUUGUAUUUGAUUGAUAAAAUAAAUUUAACUCAGUUAAAAUUAAAUUAAUAAAAGGUUCUUCAGAAACUUAUCGAUGGAAUUUCAUCAGCUUUUUGACACCUGAUACAUUUGCAUGGUGUCAAAUGAUAAUGUGAAGAGAUGCUUAUCAUUCAGAAAAAUGAAUAUAAGAUUAGUAGAGGGGACUAUAUGUAUUGAAAUAUCUAUGUGAUUAUCUCAUGUUUACAUAUAAAUUAACAUUGCACUAUUAAUUAUUCUCUUUAAACUUGAAUAGUUUCUUUAAGGCUUUUUGUGGGAAAUUACCAGUAGUGUUUUAUGGAAAACCAUUUUGAAACAUUAAAAAAUAAAAAUGAAAAAUAUAUUUUCUCAGUAUAGAGAUAUUUUUCAAAAAUGUUUUGUGGGGUUAAUUAAAAAUUGUGGCGGUAGAUGUCCAUAUUAUUGGUCUAAAUCUAUUGUUCUAUGACUAUGGUUUAUUAAGAAAAACCAAGCAGCAGUGUAAAAAUCCAAGUAAUUUUAUAAUAAAUUUGUUCAUAUGUA